Molecule: messenger RNA, 1696 nt
Organism: Drosophila innubila
Lineage: Eukaryota; Metazoa; Arthropoda; Insecta; Diptera; Drosophilidae
Product: esterase-5B-like
Exons: 2
Coding region: 17-1612 (531 amino acids)
Source: RefSeq, a predicted model, not a curated record
CAGUUGGGUGCAAGUCAUGUUUUCUUUCAAAAUUCUAAUAAUUUUGGUGUGUUUAUGGUCGGCAGAUGCGUUACUUGAAAAUCCGAGUCAACCUUUAGUAAGGCUGCCAAAUGGUUAUGUUCGAGGACUCUAUAAAGGGCACUAUAUGUCCUUUGAAUCUAUACCCUAUGCGGGGACGAACUGGAAUAAAUUUCAGAUACCCAUUCCAUACAGUCUUCAAUGGAGCGAACCCUUCAAUGCAACUCAGCCACCAAAGGCGUGCUUACAGUGGAACCCGUUCAUCGAAGGAGAGGAUAAAGUGACGGGGACCGAGGACUGCCUGACCCUUAGCAUAUACAGACCUUUGCGUAACUAUCACCGCAAACUUCCUGUUGUGGUAGACAUUCAUGGCGGAUUCUUCAUGUUCGGAGGUGCAGACAAUCAUUUAGUUGAAAGACUUAUGAACAGAGGGAAUGUUGUUUUUGUGAAGAUUAUCUAUCGAGUUGGACCAUUGGGUUUUCUGUCCACCGGCGAUUCAGUUAUUCCAGGAAACCUUGGACUCAAAGAUCAACGCCUUGCAUUGGAAUGGAUCAAGGCAAACAUAGCGAAAUUUGGAGGAAAUCCGCGCAAAAUUCUUGUUCUAGGUCACGACGCUGGAGGUGCUUCGGUUCAUUUACAUCUUUUGAAAUCGGACUUUAACAAGAUUGCAAGGACUGCUAUUUCUGUAAGUGGAAACGCUCUCAAUCUUUGGGUUAUGCAAAGAGGUGCACGCCAGCGCGCUUUUGAAUUGGGCCGCAUUAUGGGUUGUGGUCUACUUGAUGACUCUGCGACUCUUGUUUCGUGUUUGUCCACAAAGAGUGGAGCGGAAAUAGUUAGAGCUGCCCAACAAUUGCAAAUUCUAGAUAACAUAUCCAUUUCUGUGUUUGGGCCUGUGGUGGAGUCCACCGAUUCUCCAAGUCCUUUCCUCACCCAGGAUCCAAUCGACCUCAUCAAAAAUGGACAUGCUUCACCAGUUCCUUGGAUUGUCUCCUAUGCUGCCCAGGAUGGUGGCUUUAACGCCGCUCCGUUCCUGCGAAGACAAAACGAUGGACGUGAGCUACUUGAUCAACUUAAUCAUCGUUGGUAUGAUCUAGCGCCCAUUUUAUUUUAUUACCGUGACUCGAUAAAUGACCUCGAGCAAUUGGAUGAUUACUCACGAGACCUUAGACAAUUCUAUAUGCAGGAUGAGAGCUUUAGUACCGAAAGCUACUUCCAGAUGCAGCGCAUGUUUACUGAUAUAUUGUACAAAAAUGGAUCUGAGUUGUCUAUAAAAUUACAUCGGCAGUAUGGAAAUGCACCCGUGUUUGCCUAUGUGUAUGAUAAUGCAGCUAGGUUUGGCACUAGUAAUCUUGGAAAAUGGUUGUCUCAGCGGGACGAUAUACAAUUGGGUGCAGUACACGAUGAUGACUUAUCGCAAAUAUUCACAGAUGCCCAAGGUGUUAUUUCAGAAAACUUCUUAAAUAUGCUGGAAGAUUUUGCAAAAGAGAAACGAGCUCACUUUGGCAAGUGCGAGCUUCGAAACAAUACUAAGGAGUCAAAAUUGAAGUUUCUUCACAUUCAUGACAAUAUUUGCGACAAUUUGGAAUUGGAUUAAUAUCUAUAAGGGUUAAUCGAGAAAAGAAUACAUUAUUGUACUCAACUUUAAUAAUAAAAAGCUGUAUCUAAUAAUAUAUGAAAA